UUGGCGGUGUGGAAAGGCACUUGGGGGAACACUUUUGCAUCCGAGCCGUGGCUGCAGGUCCUCGGGGCAAAUGUAUACGGCUCGGGAGCACUUGGGGGGAACCUGGGGAGCUGUAACCGGGCUCUUUAGGGCGCGGGGCACGGCAGGAGGUUUGGGCGGGGAACUGUGUUGUGAGGUACUCUGAUAGCGCGGGGGAUGAUGGGAGAUGAAUUCCCAGCAGUGGCUGUAAGGGGCCUCAGGGGGAUCGGGAGCAUUCAGGGAUCCACGGACGCUUUGGGGAGUCCCGAACGGGCGCUGAGGGGGAUCCUGGAGGGUUUGGGGGACACUUACGGGACAUAUGGGGGGCGAUACCGGGGUUCUGGGGAGCGCAGGGCGUAUUCCCAGUCCCUCCCAUUUCCUUCCAGCAUAAUCCCAUUUGCUCUCAGCCACUCCCAGUCAGCCUCAGUAUAACUGGACUCACUGCCAGUAUGAUCCCAAACACCACCAGAAUGAUCCCUGUUCAUCCCAGGAUAAGCUCAGUUGCUUCCAAUCACCCCCAGCAUGCAGCCAGUCACUCUCAGUUCCUGCCAGUUGCUCCUAGCAUGAUCCCAGUCACUCCCAGUAUAUCCCAUUUGCCCCCAACCUGGUCUCAAUUGCCCCCCGCAGGCUUCUCCUCACUGCCAGUAUGAACCCAGUACAAACCAGUCCCUGCCACUGCUGCCACUCCUGGGAUCCCCCAGCCCUCUCUGUGUUCCCCCCUCCCAGAUCUUCCCAGAGGAGCCCCAAGGGCUGGGAGUCCUCAGCCAGGGUCCUCAGCCAGCCCCAGUUUGGAUCUGCAGCCCCCAAUUUUCCCAGUUUCCCUCUCCUUUUCCCUGGGCCGUGUUCCGCCCUGGCCCCAGCAGGUGGGAGCAGCCGAGAGCCUCACACUGCCCACCCCGACCUGUCCCGGCUCCUUCCCUGCUCCUCCCGUGGGCUGUGAGGGAUUCAGGAAUGGGGCACCGAGGGUGUCACUGUUCCUGGGGGAGGAGAAGGAGGAGGAGGGACAAUCAGGGAAAGGAGAAGGAACCAUGAGGUCGAGCAUUCCUUGAAUUCACAGCCCCCCACCCACAGGUGGGAUCAUCACCCCGUAUCCCCACAGAAUUUCUCAUUCCCAAACCUUGUCCAGAUGGAGAAGGAGACUGUGAGGAAGAGGAAGAUGCCCUGGAACACCCAGGCAGACAAGGAGCUAAGGAUGGAGACCAGGGAGGACAAAUCCCCACAGCAGAACCUCAUGGAAGAGGCCAUUUUGAGCAGCUCCAUGGUGCAGGAAUCCAACGGGGAGGAAAAGCCCCGGAGAUCCCGCAGGAGGAGGGGCUCCAAACCCAGCCCAGGGUGCUCUGAGGAGGAAAGACCCACCCUGUGCCAGGAAGGCGGCCAGAGAUCCAGCCAGGGCUCUGAGCUGGUGGUCCAUGAGCAGCUUCAGGAUGGGGAGAAACCCUACAAGUGCUUGGAGUGUGGGAAGAGCUUCAGCCGGAGCAACCGUCUGAUCUGCCACCAGAUGAUCCACACCGGGGAAUGGGCCUACAAGUGUGGGAAAUGUGGGAAGGGCUUCAGCUUCAGCUCCCAACUCAUCACCCACCAGCGAAUCCACACAGGGGAGAGGCCCUAUGAGUGUCCCGACUGUGGGAAGAGGUUUCAGACCAGCUCCCAUCUCCUCCAGCACCAGCGGAUUCACACAGAGGAGAGGCCCUUCCGCUGCUCUGACUGUGGGGAGGGCUUCAAGCACAACUCCAACCUCAUCACCCACCAGAAAAUCCACACCAGGGAACGGCCCUACGUGUGUGGGGAAUGUGGGAAGAGCUUCAGCCACAGCUCCAACCUGACCAUCCACCAGAUGAUCCACACUGGGGAGAGGCCCUACGAGUGCCCCAAGUGUAGGAAGAGGUUUCAGACCAGCUCCAAUCUCCAUCAGCACCAGCGGAUUCACACAGAGGAGAGGCCCUUCCGCUGCCCUGACUGUGGGAACGGCUUCAAGCACAACUCCACCCUCGUCACCCACCGGCGCGUCCACACUGGGGAGAGGCCCUACAAGUGUCCCGAGUGUGGGAAGAGCUUCUCCAGAAGCUCUCACUUGACCCAACACCAACGGAGGCAUCGGUAAGGGAAGCCCUACGAGCCCCAAGUGCAGGAAGAGCUUCGUGCGCUGCCCCAGCUCCAUCCCCCAUCAGAGGGCCCAUGUUCCCAGUGAUCUGUGUUGGGAGGACACUGGGCUGGUGGUGCUUUUAUUUUGGCCCUAAUUUUCUUUUGAUUCAUCUUCAUCCCUUUAAAACAUACAAAAUUGGGGUAAAAAAUUAACAAAUUCAUCAAAGGCUCAAAUUCGCAAAUUAACAAAAAAUUAACAAAUUCAUCACUUUUUACUUUUUACUUUUUUUUGCUUCAAGGGAAUCUGGGAUUCAAGGAGGUACUUGAGAGGAUUUUCGGAUUGUGGGGGUAUUUGUUGGAGUUGUCUCCAUUUCUUGGCACUCAAAGAGAUGAGAGGCUUUGAUCUGUCACCUCAAAACCAGUCAAUCCCACUGAAAACUACUCAGUUCCAUCCCAAAAGUACUCGAUUCCACAGCCCCUCAGGGUGCGAUGCCUUAAGUUUUAGCUUGCAUAUUUUUCAUAGGCUGCCCUGCCUGGGUUUGUAGUUUUGAACUUUAUAUUAAGUGUUAGUGAGCUCUCUUCACAGAGUAGGUAGACAAAACAAUUCCUUUUCUAGCUGGAUACCAAGGACAGUCAUUACAAGUUUCAGGCCCAAAAGCAUGGACAACGGUGGACUGAAGAGAGAAAACAAGAAGGAUGGGACUUCAUCAUCUGAAGCUGUAAUUGGACAAUUAAACCUAAUAUGAUGGACCUAAACUUCUAAAAAUGUGAGACCUUGUGAUCAGUUGUCCAUUUUUGUGACCAUUUUUGGUACAUCUUGGGUGUAGUCCCGGCCAAGCUCUUGUACUACCAAGGUGUAUCCUUUAAGGCCUUGUAA
Messenger RNA from Poecile atricapillus (Black-capped chickadee), 2977 nucleotides. RefSeq names its product zinc finger protein 239-like. Gene Ontology annotation, molecular function: DNA-binding transcription factor activity, RNA polymerase II-specific; RNA polymerase II cis-regulatory region sequence-specific DNA binding. Gene Ontology annotation, biological process: regulation of transcription by RNA polymerase II. NCBI's taxonomy places the organism in Eukaryota, Metazoa, Chordata, Aves, Passeriformes, Paridae. The transcript is spliced from 3 exons. The record is from RefSeq and is a predicted model, not a curated record. The coding region runs from base 1145 to 2119 and encodes 324 amino acids.